This is a messenger RNA of Dicentrarchus labrax (European seabass), 1959 nucleotides long. It is a transcript of the gene tex36, whose product is annotated as testis expressed 36. The record is from RefSeq and is a predicted model, not a curated record. Lineage: Eukaryota; Metazoa; Chordata; Actinopteri; Moronidae. The coding region runs from base 95 to 673 and encodes 192 amino acids. The transcript is spliced from 4 exons.
CCAGUGUUUGCAUUAGUUGUUAAGUUGGACAGUGUGUGUGUUGUAUUGGUGAAACCACUCAGUGGACUCUGAACUGAUCUCAAACUGUAUUAAAAUGGUAAAAGGUGGAAAGCGAUAUUCUUCAAUGAGCAAUGAUGGCAAAUGGUUUGCUCAUCCAGUUUUACCAGAAAAUGAAACAAGGAGUCGUGAGACUUGUACAAGCACUGGGAUCAUGCUGACUCAGGUUAAAUCAUCAUUGCCUCAGGAUUUAAACUUGGAGCGCUAUCCUAAAUGGAAAACUCAGCAGGAAUCCAGAGAGUAUCCAUUCUCAGGCCAUGACAACAAGCAUUCCUUAAAAGACAACAUCUCUGUAUUCACUCAAGGUGUGGGACGCAGGAAGUGUCUUGACGAUCACCGACAGCACAACUCCCACUUCUGCCUGUGCCGUGAUGAAGAUGACAGCAGCUCUAGGGAGAACAUCACGGUCUACCAGACUGACUUUAUGGUGAAGCAGGCUGUUAAUGGUCCAACCAGCACCAGACGGUUCCCCCGCAACCACCAGCAGAAGUCUGCAGAGGCAGCUUUGGCACAAGCAGCGGAGCAAUUCAUGUGGUUCGGACGACAUGACUCUGACCUCAAAGACACCCUGCAGGCGCUGGCAGCUAACAACUACUCAGCACCUUCCAAGCACUGAGAUACUACUGAGAUACUUUACUAGAUGGUAUCAUUGAGAAGGCAUAGUAUAUAGAGGAUAUGAUGAACCCUCUGGACGGUCCAGCUGUCAAAUAAAGAAACUAAUAAUCAUCAGAUAGCCUUUUUCCUUGUUUUGAGCUGUAUUCCAGAAAGGAAAAAUAGGGAACUUUAUAAACAAGGUUUUAUUCCACAGCAACACUAAUUGGACUGGAAAGUGGACCGUUAACAAUCCACGUAAAGGAUCAGUGUGUAGGAUUUAGUGGCAUCUAGCUGUGGAGUUGCAGAUUGAAAACUGAAAACGGCUUGCAUCUAUAUUUGAUGACCUGGGAAUGAGAACAUGCUGUGAAGUGUGUUGUGGGAAAUUACGGUGGCCACGAAACUCAGGAAAAAUGCAAAAGGCUUGUUUGUCUGUUCAGGGCCACUCUAGAAACAUGGCAGUUCAACAUGGGGGACUCCAGGGAAGGCGACCCGCAGCAUCUGUAGAUAAAAAUGUCUCAUUCUAAGGUAACAAAAACACAAUAACCCCUACAUUCAUUAUACACUAAUGGGAACAUACCUAUGAAUAUUAUAUUCCAUUUCUGCCAAUAGGUCCUCCUAAAUGUUACACACUGGACCUUUUAAAGAGUACUCCACCAAUAUAGAAUCACGCUUAUAUAAACACUACACAACAUUGUCAGACUAUUUCAUGCAGUCUUCCUCUUUGGCAAAACCAGGCGAAAACAUUACCCAAAAUGCAACACAGCUACCGACAGCUUGUUCAGUGAUUCGGCUGGGUUAUGCCAGUAGCGACUCAAGUUUUUUUGUUUUGUUUUAUUACCACUGUGCACCACCAUCAUGUUCCUUUGCCUUAUUUUCAUUUUGAAACUUCACUUCAGUGUAGGUAAGGAGGCAUUUAUGUUAAGUUUAACUAAGUAGUAGAUGAAGCAAAAUGAGGAAGCACACUUAGUAUAUAAUGCAUAUACAAAUGCAUAAUGGAGGCAUCUAAACACAAUCAUGCAUAGUCAGAGCCACUUUAGGAGCCCUGUGUAGAUUAAUGGUAGUUCACAGUUCUGCCAGCAGAGGGCAGCAGGUCUGCACGAGUUAUCAGUUGGCCUGACGAUCCACUGAGUUGUUCAACAGCCAAGUUGAGUGAGAAAUGUAAUAACCAAAACCCCUGUGUAAUGUGCAUGCUCUGGAGAAAAUGUGGGGGGAAAAUAAUUCAGAAAAGAAUCCAGCUAUUUUUAUUCAAUGCAUAUCAACAUGAUGACAUUACAUUAGAGCAUGUGAAAUAAAUUAAGCUUGAUUUGA